This is a messenger RNA of Nothoprocta perdicaria, 621 nucleotides long. Its product is annotated as transmembrane protein 271-like. Lineage: Eukaryota; Metazoa; Chordata; Aves; Tinamiformes; Tinamidae. The transcript is spliced from 3 exons. The record is from RefSeq and is a predicted model, not a curated record. The coding region runs from base 1 to 354 and encodes 117 amino acids.
AUGAGUCCUGGCAUCACCGAGCAAGGGUUUUCUUCUGCCGAGGAGGAAGCUGCGAUACCAUCAUCCAAGGCCUUGAGCCAGGGCUCGCUCUUCUCCGGCGGCGAGCCCGAGGGGCCGCCGGGCGAGUGCCCCUUCCAGGCGGUCUCCUACAUCAACGUGGGCGUCUUCCACGUCUUCGACGAGGCCGGCGUGGAGGUGCACUGCGGCGGGCACCCGUCCGUCGAGCUGCCCGGAUACUCGCCCAUGGACCCCGAGCUCAACGCCUCCUACCCCUACUGCUACCCGCUGCCCAGCGAGCAGCCGCCCGCCUACGAGGAGAUCUACCCGGCGGAGCCCUGCGCCCGCGCCACGUGAAGGGUUUAAUCCCAUUUUGUACAACUACAUGGUUUACCUUGUAAAGAAUUCCAUUUUACCUGUUACAAUCCAUCAAUCUGGUAAGCUUGAAUAUUAAAGUUUUAUUUCAAAUAUAUAUAUAUAUUGUAAAACAGCCUUAACUGAUGCAAUGGUCACAGUUUUAAAGGAAAAAAAAAAAAAAAGAGAGAUAAACCAUCUUGGAAGACAUCUUCCAAAUGUGUUUUCAAAACUGUAUUUAUAUUCCCAUUACAGUGCAAGAUAUUUACU